GUCUUGCUGACUGUUGGGCAGGAGCCAUAGAUCGCACCUCGUUUGUGUUGCUGCACAGUGCACAUUGGCCAGCACGCACGUUAGGAGCGAGGCUUCUCCCGGCCUCGUCUGCUGCCCAGUAGGGCUUGACGCCGUAAUUGUCGCUCACAGUGACGAUCUUUGCGAUUUCCCUUUCUCGCUGAGAUCGCCUUUUCAUGGCGGCUUGCGGCGUGGGGAGCGCUGCGUGUGGGAGAACGCAUCGAGCCCUCGGCAUGACCUUCGCGCUCGCAUUAGCGGCGCUUCUGCUGCUCGGCGCGCAGCCGCAACUCGCGGCGGGAUUCAAGGCGCACGAGUUUAAGACGUGCGACAAAGCGCACUUCUGCAAGCGGAAUCGCAAUCGCGAGCCAGGCACUUCUACUCUGGUCCUACGCUCUGGCGAAAUUAAUCCCAGCGGGAAAUUCGUCGGAAUUAUCCGCAACAAGGCACCUGGGAAAGGGAAAGUGGCGUUGUUUCUCGAGAUCACGGCGUAUUCGGAUUCAACGGUCCGGAUGAAAGUUAACGAGGACGCGUCCAGGAACCGAUUCGAGGUUCCCGAUGUGCUCGAACCAGGGCUGGAGUCUAAGGCCGUGCCGCUUUCCGUGAUUUCGGGGUCGGCGGUGGAGGGUGACGUGGCGCCUGUCCACCUGUCAUUCGGCGAGGGUCGCCGCGCGGUUCUGGCGAAAGAUCCGUUCGCCGUACACGUGUACCGCGGCGACGAUCUGCUCAUGUCGUUCAACGGCAAGGGGCUCUUCGAGUUCGAGCACCGGCGCAACAAGACGGAACCCCCCGCCGCUGCGGGGGAAGCCGCGCAGGCGGAAGGCGCAAAGGCGGAAGGCGCGGGGGCGGCGGCGGAAGGCGGGGAGAAUAUCCUCGAGCAGGCGGUGGAGGGGGAGGGGGAGGCGAAGAGCGACGGCGGAGCGGAGGGGGAGGGGGAGGCGGAGGAGGCGGAGGCGGAGGAGGGGGAGAUUAUCGGGCAUGACGCGGAGGACGAGUCGUGGGAGGAGACGUUCAAGGGGCACUUCGACUCCAAGCCGCGCGGCCCCGAGGCCAUCAGCUUCGACGUCACCUUCCACGGCGCGCAGAACGUCUACGGCAUCCCGGAACGCGCCACGAGCUUAUCCCUGCGCCCCACUAAAGGCCCUGGCGUGCACAGCGAGCCAUACAGACUCUACAACCUGGACGUCUUCGAGUACCUGCAUGAGUCGCCCUUCGGGCUCUACGGGUCCAUCCCCAUGAUGCUCGCUCACAGCGCCGCGCGCACCACCGGCGUCUUCUGGCUCAACGCCGCCGAGAUGUGGAUCGACGUGCUGGCCAAGCCCGAGAAUGCGACCACGCCAGAGGUGACCACCUACUGGAUAGCGGAGAGCGGCAUUCUCGACCUCUUCUUCUUCCUGGGCCCCUCACCGGCCGGCGUGGUGCGGCAGUACACGGCGGUGACUGGCACGACAGCCAUGCCACAGCUGUUCGCGGUGGCGUACCAGCAGUGCCGGUGGAACUACAAGGACGAGGCGGACGCGCUGGCUGUGGACGCGGGGUUCGACGAGCAUGACAUCCCGUAUGACGUGCUGUGGCUGGACAUCGAACACACGGAUGGGAAGCGGUACAUGACUUGGGACUCCACCCACUUUCCCCAUCCAGCCGACAUGCAGAACAAGUUCGCGGCCAAGGGGCGCAGGAUGGUGACCAUAGUGGACCCCCACGUGAAGCGCGACGAUGGGUACUCGCUCCAUAAAGAGGCGACCAAUAAAGGGUACUACGUGAAGGACUCGAGCGGCAAGGACUACGACGGGUGGUGCUGGCCGGGGAGCAGCAGCUACCUGGACGUGCUCAGCCCGGAGAUCAGGGCGUGGUGGGCCGGCAAGUUCGCCUACUCCAGCUAUGGCGGGUCGACCCCGAAUCUCUACAUUUGGAAUGAUAUGAACGAGCCGUCCGUGUUCAAUGGGCCUGAGGUCACGAUGCCCAAGGACAACCUGCAUUUUGGCGGCGUGGAGCACCGGGACGUGCACAAUGCCUACGGCUACUACUACCACCUCGCCACCGCCGAGGGGCUCAAGAUCCGCAACGGGCCGGCCAAUCUCGACCGUCCGUUCGUGCUCUCCAGGGCGAUCUUCGCCGGGUCGCAGCGCGUGGGGCCCAUCUGGACGGGUGACAACACGGCUGACUGGCAGCACCUGAGGGUGUCCAUCCCCAUGCUGCUCAGCCUCGGUCUUGCUGGCAUGGGGUUCUCAGGAGCUGAUGUCGGGGGCUUCUUUGGCAAUCCCAACGCGGAGCUGCUGCUGCGGUGGUACCAGAUGGGCGUCUUCUAUCCCUUCUUCCGCGCUCACGCUCACCUCGACACCAAGCGCCGCGAGCCCUGGCUCUUUGGUGAGCCGUACACCUCGCACAUCCGGGAGGCCGUGCGCACGCGCUACGCGCUCCUGCCCUACCUCUACACGCAGUUCCGCACCGCCUUCACUGCCGGCACGCCCCCCAUGCGCCCGCUGUGGUUCGAGUUCCCUGCGGACCCGCGGCUCUUCAGCCACCAGGACUCCUUCCUGCUCGGUCCGUCUGUCCUCGUGCACCCGGUUACUGUGGAGGGCGCCACGUCGGUGAAAGUUUUGUUUCCGGGCAGCGAGUUCUGGUACGAUCUGAAGACCGGGCAGCCGCACGCAAGUGGCGAGCGGGAGCUCCCAGUGGCUCUUGACACCAUGCCGGUGUUUCAGCGCGCUGGCUCCAUCGUUCCCAGGAAGGACCGUGCAAGGCGCUCCAGCACCCAGAUGGAGAAGGACCCCUAUACCCUGGUCAUUGCGCUCAACAGCACUAUGGGAGCAGAGGGCGAGCUGUACAUUGACGACGGCAAGUCCUACGCCUAUGAGAAGGGUGCCUUCAUCCACCGCCGCUUCCUCUUUUCAAACGGCGUCCUGCGCUCGCUCCCACACCCCGAUGACGUGGCGGCGUCCCAUUCGCUGGGAGCGCAGCGGCAGGCGUUUGAGACGCCGUGUGUGGUGGAGCGGGUGGUGGUGUUUGGGCUGCCAGCUGACAAGCUGGCGAGGAGCCGAGAGGCCGUGGUCGAAGGGACGGGUGUGCGGCUGGAGGAGGAGGUGGGCCCCGCAUGGCUGCGCCCGGGAGUGCCCUCAUCAGUCCUAGUGGUGCGGGCGCCACGUGUGCCCAUCGCCUCUGAUUGGUCCAUCAAGAUCUUCGACCCGUGAUUGAUUGAUUGGCCCGUGAAGAUCUUCUACCCCUAAGAAAGGUUUUGACCCGUGAGAAAGGUUUUUGGUGCUGAAGGGCUUUGGAAAGGUUUGGAAGGCUGUAGUAGGUGUUGGUUUGCAUGUUAUGCAGUAGGUUCAGAAGACUCUUCUUUUGACCCGCAACCAACUGUCCCUUCGUGUGUUGUGGCAUCUCAUGGUUUCGUAUGGUUUGGUUUGGAUUAUUGUUCAGCAGGACAUGCCUUCCACCUGUAGCUUCCUAACCAGCCGGCCUUGGUAAUAUCCUGUCCUACAUCCCACAAGAUUCAACCUUGGACCAUUGCCACCCCACCACUAUCCCAUGACAAGGAAGCUUAGGAUGGGCUCAUUCAUGGACUUGGUUUCAUGAUGAAAUGUACCCCAGCUCGAGAGGUGCUGUGCAAGCGUUUGAGGGGCU
Closterium sp. NIES-67 is the source of this 3639-nucleotide messenger RNA. The record is from the annotation of a GenBank genome assembly. NCBI's taxonomy places the organism in Eukaryota, Viridiplantae, Streptophyta, Zygnematophyceae, Desmidiales, Closteriaceae.